Messenger RNA from Eublepharis macularius, 938 nucleotides. Its product is annotated as cationic trypsin-3-like. Gene Ontology annotation, molecular function: serine-type endopeptidase activity. The record is from RefSeq and is a predicted model, not a curated record. Gene Ontology annotation, biological process: proteolysis. NCBI's taxonomy places the organism in Eukaryota, Metazoa, Chordata, Lepidosauria, Squamata, Eublepharidae. Bases 73 to 822 code for a protein of 249 amino acids. The transcript has 5 exons.
UUAGGGCGUGAAGCCUUCUCUGGCCAUCUCCUCUUGCAGCAGGUGGAGAGCGUGGCCACGGGCGGAGGCACCAUGAAGUUUCUAAUGCUCCUUGCCUGCCUGGGUGCAGUUGCUGCUCUUCCCUUUGGUGAUGACGAUGAUGACAAGAUUGUAGGCGGUUAUACCUGCCAGGAGAACUCCGCCCCCUACCAGGUGUCUCUCAAUGCCGGGUACCACUUCUGCGGGGGUUCCCUCAUCAACGAGCAGUGGGUCGUGUCGGCUGCCCACUGCUACCAAUCGGGCCAGAUCCAGGUGAGACUCGGAGAAUACAACAUAGACGUGCUGGAAGGGUCUGAAGAGUUCAUUGAGGCCGAGAAACAAAUUCGCCAUCCCGACUACAGCCCAAGGAAUAUGGACAACGACAUCAUGCUCAUCAAGCUGGCCACCCCGGCCACCUUGAACUCCCGCGUCCGAGCCAUUUCCUUGCCUUCCCAGUGUGUGGCAGCUGGGACUGAGUGCCUCAUCUCGGGGUGGGGCAACACCCUCAGCGACGGAUAUAACUUACCAGAGCUGCUCCAGUGCUUGGAGGCGCCAGUUUUGACGGAUGCCGAGUGCAAGAAUGCCCUUCCUGGGAAAAUCACUCCAAACAUGAUGUGUGUGGGGUACUUAGAGGGCGGCAAAGAUUCCUGCCAGGGGGAUUCUGGUGGACCUGUGGUCUGCAACGGGGAACUGCAAGGCGUCGUGUCCUGGGGAGUAGGGUGUGCCCUGAGCGGCUUCCCUGGGGUGUACACCAAGGUCUGUAACUACGUUGACUGGAUCCAAGAGACAAUUGCUGCCAACUAAAAUAUCUGCUGCCUUCCUGGCUUGCUUGGAUUAAUUGCUGCUUCUUCUCGUCGAAUUCAGAAUUGCUGCAUGAAACAGAACAUGGAAUGACACAAAUAAAGGCAUAUAUGAUGGCA